Penicillium paradoxum is the source of this 471-nucleotide messenger RNA. RefSeq names its product AP-1 complex subunit sigma. NCBI's taxonomy places the organism in Eukaryota, Fungi, Ascomycota, Eurotiomycetes, Eurotiales, Aspergillaceae. The coding region runs from base 1 to 471 and encodes 156 amino acids. The record is from RefSeq and is a predicted model, not a curated record. Gene Ontology annotation, biological process: vesicle-mediated transport; protein transport. Gene Ontology annotation, molecular function: clathrin-cargo adaptor activity. Gene Ontology annotation, cellular component: AP-1 adaptor complex; intracellular membrane-bounded organelle. The transcript is spliced from 5 exons.
AUGCCUAUCCACUACUUGAUUCUGCUUUCCCGGCAGGGCAAAGUGCGUCUUGCCAAGUGGUUCACCACUCUCUCCCCCAAGGAGAAGGCCAAAAUUAUCAAGGAUGUGACUCAACUGGUGCUAUCCCGCCGGACGCGGAUGUGCAAUUUCCUGGAAUACAAAGACUCAAAAGUCGUCUACCGUCGCUAUGCCUCCCUCUUCUUCAUCGCUGGCUGUGCCUCCGACGACAACGAAUUGAUCACCCUCGAGGUGGUGCACCGAUACGUCGAGCAGAUGGACAAGUACUACGGCAAUGUCUGCGAGCUCGACAUCAUUUUCAACUUCCAGAAAGCAUACUUUAUCCUCGACGAGUUAAUGAUUGCAGGGGAAAUGCAGGAGACGAGCAAGAAGAAUGUCCUUCGCUGUAUCAGCCAGCAGGACAGUUUGGAAGAUAUGGAGGUUGAGGAAGAUGUGGUCACCAAGAUCAUGUAA